Messenger RNA from Staurois parvus, 399 nucleotides. NCBI's taxonomy places the organism in Eukaryota, Metazoa, Chordata, Amphibia, Anura, Ranidae. The record is from the annotation of a GenBank genome assembly.
CCCAUCAGUGCAACAUAUCAGUGCCCAUCUGAGCUGCCUUUCAGUGUCACCUAUCAGUGCCAGUCAGUGCCACCUAUCAGUGCUGCCCGUCAGUGCCACCUAUCAGUGACCUAUAUGAGUGCUGCCUUUCAGUGCCCAUCAGUGAUGCCUGUCAAUGCCCAUCACUGCCACCUACCAGUGCCUCCUCAGCAGUGCCCAUCAGUGCCACCUAUCAGUGUUCAUCAGUGCAGCUUAUCAGUGCCCAUCACUGCAGCCUCAUUAGCGCACAUCACAGUGCCACCUGUCAGUGUCCAUCAGUGCCAGCUGUCAGUGCUCAUCCAUGCCACCUGCCAGUGCCCAUCAGUGCCACAUCAAUGCCACAUUUCAGUGCCUACCAGUGCACAUCAAUGCCACAUACCA